UGGACUUCUCCGCGAGCUAGAGGCGCGCGCACGCGCUCCCGGGUCCUACUGACCCAGGAGGAGCGGCGGGAGCGCGCCCGCAGCCCGGGCGAUGAUGCCAAGGGAGGACGGGCUAACCCCAGCAAGCCGUGCAUGUAUGUGUGUGUGUAAGUGUGUUGGGGAGUUACACAACCAGUCAGGGCAGAUUGCGUGCUGCAAAUGUGAGUUUUCCCCAAGUAAGCCAAAGCUCCUGUCUAUCUUUCUCCACCUCUUACUUGGACCAACCCCGUCUUCUUGUUUUUAUUUCUAAUUUUUUUGGGCGCCCCUUCAAGUGCCCUCGUUACCACUUUCUGGAGACGUUUCCCUCCGCCCUCCCUUAAACAGUUUUCGUUUUUAUUACGGCUGUUGUUGUUAUUCUGCUUGGGAAGGCGAGAAUCGAAAAGAUGAUAUGUGGUUCCUUCUCCUGGAGGCUGGCACCAGAACUGAGGACCCUCGCUGCUGUUGGUCGGGCAUCUUCUUAGAAGAGAAGCUGGAACUCUGUAUUGUGUAAACGAGCUGAUGGACGAAGAUGAGAAGGACAGGGCAAAGAGGGCAUCGCGCAACAAGUCAGAAAAGAAGAGAAGAGACCAAUUCAACGUCCUUAUUAAGGAACUAUGUACCAUGCUGCAAGGCCAUGGGCAUCCACUCAAAAUGGACAAAUCCACAAUACUGCAGAGGACCAUUGACUUCUUACAGAAACAGAAAGAAAUCACAGCACAGACUGAGGCCUGUGAGAUUAGGCAAGACUGGAAACCUUCAUUUCUUAGCAACGAGGAGUUCACUCAGUUGAUGUUAGAGGCAUUAGAUGGUUUUCUCAUUGCACUUACCACUGAUGGGAUUAUUAUUUAUGUAUCUGAUAGUGUCUCUUCUCUUCUUGGGCAUUUACCGUCAGAUUUGGUGGACCAAAAUAUAUUAAACUUUCUGCCUGAACGUGAACAGAGUGAUGUGUACAAGCUGCUUUCUCCACACAUGCUCAUGACGAACGCUGUGGCGACAGAUUUCCUGAAUGCUGAAAAACAGAUAGAAUUUUGUUGUCAUUUAGCCCGAGGAAAUUUAGAUCCAAAUGAACCCAUUACAUAUGAAUAUGUGAAAUUUGUAGUGGAAUUUAAAUAUUUUACUAAUGUGCCUACAUCUUCUUACAAUGGCUUUGAGUCUGCCAUCGCGCGAGCGUUCCGAUCGGCCAACGAAGAGCAGGUCUGCCUAGUAGCAACAGUUCGUCUCGUCACUCCACAGUUCUUGAAGGAACUUUGCAAUGUGGAAGAACCGUGUGAAGAAUUCACAUCGAGGCACAGCCUGGAAUGGAAAUUUUUGUUUUUAGACCACAGGGCCCCACCUAUUAUAGGUUAUUUACCCUUUGAGGUGCUUGGGACUUCAGGUUACGACUAUUACCAUGCAGACGACCUGGAACUUCUUGCUCGGUGCCACGAACACUUGAUGCAGUUUGGAAAAGGCAAGUCCUGCUACUACAGGUUCUUAACCAAAGGCCAGCAGUGGAUAUGGUUACAAACACAGUACUACGUCACUUAUCAUCAGUGGAACUCCAAGCCUGAGUUUAUCGUGUGCACCCACACGGUUGUUAGUUAUGCUGAGGUUCGAGCUGAAAGAAGAAGAGAUCUUGGCCUUGAAGAGUCAUCCAUUGAACUAGCAUCUUCAUCUUUGAAGAGUCACGGUAGCUACAUUGAUAUCCGGCAAUGUGUAACCAACCAAGAAGCCAGCCGGGAAAGGGUGUCGGUGUCAUCUCAUAGCUCUCGGCGAUCUUCUCACACAGCGCUCUCGGACUCUGCAUCCACGUCAUCUGUACGGCACACGGAUGCCAGCACCCCUACUAGGCAGUCGUUACCGAUGGGCCAGUCGGACAAAGCACCUCUAAGACUUGCCUCAAGUAGCAGCACACAGGGUAUUAUAACUCCUCAGACGCCCACUGAACAUCUCGCUGAACAUCUCGCACAGCACCAUAUGGCACAGACGACUGUCCCGGCCCAGCAAGCGGUUAUGCCAGUGUAUCACUUCCCAACUCAGGUAGGGAUGAUGCAUCAUUUGAAGGAACAGCUUGAGGAGAGAACGCGCAUAUUGCAGGCUGACAUCAAGACGCAACAAGAGGAACUGCAUGUGAUCAAAGAGCAGCUUCAGCUGGUGCAGGACUCUAAUUUGCAGAUGCUGAUGCAACAGCCUAUGCCCAUGGUCUUCAGCGGAGUGCAACACCAGAACCCGAGGAGGCCUUCCCAGCAACAAGCAGCAGCAGUUGUGAGCAGACCAGCCGCAUCAAAGAAAUCCCAGCAGCAAGGCCUUAUGGGAUCAAAGCAGUUCUGCAGCACACACCUGGCAUCGCCUCAGCAAUUCCUCAGGGACCCUUGUGUCACAUCAUCCCAGGUACAGCAGCAGCAGCAGCAACAACAGCAACAACAACAACAACAACAGCAGCAGCAGCAAAAGCAGGCCAUGAGAGGAAAGCAGGUCCAGCAGGCCUGCUUGCCAAUGCAGAUGAGCAUUGCAAUGCCGCUGUACAACAACCCAAUGGUGUUCUCUCAAGCGCACCCUAUCACUGCCUCUACUCCAAUGUCAGCUGAAAUUGGUGAAAGGCAACAGCAGUCCAAUUACACCCAAGAUCGGACUCUAAGAUUUGCUCCGGAGCAGCAAGGGCUGCCUGCUGCAAUACAGAUGCAGCCAAUCACAUGCGCCGCCACUCCGUCACCCGUCUUCACCUCCUCUGUGAUGAUUCCACGCGCCAACAUCGCCCCGCAGCAGGGCCACCCUCCUCCCAACACCCUCCACCAGUGGCAACCGCAGCCAGUUCAACAGCAUCACCUCUACCUUCAGAUGCAAGGUGCGGCUGAGCCGGGCCAGAACCAGCGCCUGUUCCAGCAACCUCAUGUCCCUCCGCAGAAUGCCACCAUGGGAUAUUUCCACCACCCGCAGCCGCAGAGCCAGCACCUGCAAGGCCAGCCUUGCAGUUUACAAGACCUGCCUGAAAUGCAGCUGCCUUGAGGCCUUGGUGGUGGCGGCAGUCUUGGGGGUAGCGGCUGUGCUGAGCAGAAGUGAGUGGAUGGAGGGGCAAAGCACAGAGGAGAUGAAGGUCCUUCCUUCCUGGUACGCCUGGAAGGUGAGGAACAUGCCAGAGCCGGGGAAGGGCCCUGGCUGGAGUGGAGAGCAGGUUGGGAGUUUCUUGCACUUACUUGGAAGGAAAACAAACAAAGGAACCACCCGGGAGCGACACUACUCCAGCAAAGUGGGAUGAAAAGCCAAGCUUGGCAUUUCUUAACCGCUUAAACUGUGUGCAGCUAGAGCAUCUCAUCUGUACAUCCUUUGGCUAGAGAUGGGGGCGGGGUGAGUGGAGCCCGGGGGCAAGGCUGAUUCAUUUUUGGAUGCUUCUGUCUGCCAGGAAAGGUUCACUGGCAGAUAGGGUUCCUUGCUCACCUGCAAUAGUUAAAACAAAAAUGAACUUAACUUGCCCGAGUGAGGGGGAAAGGAUUAUUUUUCAGGAGAGCAGCUGCCUUUGUGUGCUGCAAAGCCAUAUAUAUGAAUAUUAGUUAUAUUUAUAAAUAUGGUAGAUGGAAUUCUAGCCUGCAGGUUGUUUUUUUUAAAAAAAUAUUAGUAAAGUUUACACGCUGAUGCGUUAUGCGGCAGAAAACCACACACCUGUGCAGGAGGCAGCCAAGUCUUAUUUUUUCCUUUUUCUAAAAUAAUCGUUGCUGAAAUUCACUGUGAAUCACUGUGAACACAGAUGGAACUGUAAGCAUCAACCCACGACCGUAUAACUUUUUUUCUUUUGUGGAUGCAUUUGUGUAUAUACAGAUUUCAUUUUUGUGUAGUAGUUCAUGUGUGGAUUACUGAACAUAUUCCCCAGCACUCUAUCCCAUUACCCAACCAUUUCCCUAUAUGUGAAUCCCAUAGUUUCUUUGGAUAAUUGGGUAAUGCUGCUGCUGUUUAUGACACCACUCUUGCCUGAAUUUCUUCUUUUUGCACCAGCCCCUUUCACUGUUAAAGAGUUAUGAGAGUUAUGAUGUGUCUAAGAGCUUCUCCUAUUUUGUUGCAAAGUCCAGAUAUAUAAACCUACCUAUUUCUACUGCCCAUUUAGCCAAAUAUAUAUAUUUUUCAGGAGGUGCAAGAAAGAGAUCCUUCCCUUUCUUUCACUCUGUGUAUAUCCAAUGAACCUUUCUGUGGGGGAGGUAUCUUGAUGCCCAAAGACAAAAGCAAACUUUGUGGUUUUGCUACUUAGUAGGUAGAAUUUGGCAAAGUGGAGUUUCUACCUAAACAAGGAUACCUACGAUGUUACAAGUCAGUAGCGUUAGCAAUAAAUUGUAUUUUUUUAAAUGGUCACUUUAAGUGUGUUUAUAUAUUUAUAAACGUUUUCUUUAAAAAAAAAAGAAUAUAUUCUUCAGUGGGUGUGUAUACCAAAGUGUCCCCUACUGUUUUGUGUGUUUCCAAAGGAAAAUUAAUAAUUAAUUGUUAGGGGCAUUUUUUGUUUUGUUUUUGCAAAUGUAAGUGUGCUUGACUUGUACAUUUUUUAUAUGCUGGGUGCAGAAGGCAACUUUCACUAAAACUUCUUUAAAGAAAAGAAGUAAUGAGGUUGCAUUUAGGGAUCUGGUUAACAACAACAACAACAACAUCCACCUGUUGCUGGCUGUUAGGAAGAGGGUUUUUCUACCUGCAACAUCAGAGUAGAUUCAUUUAGUAAAAGUUCAGGGCCAUAACUUCAAUGAAAAACAAAGCAACAAUCGUUUGAAGCAUAGUAGCUCUGUAUUCUGAAGAUUCUCAGGCAGCACUAGAGAUCAAUCACUGUGUACAAAGUGUCUUAUUUUCCCCUUUACUUA
Messenger RNA from Podarcis raffonei (Aeolian wall lizard), 4829 nucleotides. It is a transcript of the gene PASD1, whose product is annotated as PAS domain containing repressor 1. Gene Ontology annotation, molecular function: RNA polymerase II cis-regulatory region sequence-specific DNA binding; DNA-binding transcription factor activity, RNA polymerase II-specific; protein dimerization activity. Lineage: Eukaryota; Metazoa; Chordata; Lepidosauria; Squamata; Lacertidae. The transcript has 20 exons. Gene Ontology annotation, cellular component: CLOCK-BMAL transcription complex; nucleus; cytoplasm. Gene Ontology annotation, biological process: circadian regulation of gene expression; regulation of transcription by RNA polymerase II. The record is from RefSeq and is a predicted model, not a curated record. Bases 538 to 3003 code for a protein of 821 amino acids.